Molecule: messenger RNA, 1539 nt
Organism: Arabis nemorensis
Lineage: Eukaryota; Viridiplantae; Streptophyta; Magnoliopsida; Brassicales; Brassicaceae
Source: the annotation of a GenBank genome assembly
AUGGCGACGGAGGUUGUGGAGAUGUCUCCGCCGGAAGCGACGGCGAGUCUUCUCGAUCUCGCUUCCGCUACUCAGCAACCGUACGUCUCCGAGCUCCUCUCCUUUACUCUUGAUCGUCUCCACAAGGAGCCGGAGCUGCUUCGAGUUGAUGCGGAGCGGAUUCAGAGGCAAAUGCAAGAGGUGGCUGUUGGAAAUUACCGUGCGUUUAUCACAGCUGCUGAUGCUUUGCUUGCCAUCCGGCAGGAAGUAUCCUCCAUUGAUAAGCAUCUCGAGUCUCUGAUUGGCGAAGUCCCAAAACUAACGUCUGGUUGCACAGAAUUUAUCGAAUCUGCUGAGAAUAUUCUAGAGAAGAGGAAGAUGAACCAAGCUUUGCUGGCCAAUCACAGCACUCUUCUUGACUUGCUUGAGAUUCCUCAGCUUAUGGACACUUGUGUGAGAAACGGAAAUUUUGAUGAAGCUCUUGACCUGGAAGCAUUUGUAUCGAAACUUGCAACCAUGCAUCCCAAAUUGCCUGUUAUCCAAGCACUUGCAGUAGAGGUUAGACAAACAACUCAGUCACUUCUCUCACAGCUACUCCAGAAACUACGCUCAAACAUACAGGUGCCUGAAUGUCUCCGGAUUAUUGGAUACUUACGCCGAAUAGGAGUCUUUGGCGAGUAUGAAAUGAGGUUGCAGUUCUUAAGAUGCCGAGAGGCAUGGCUUACCGGAAUUCUUGAGGAUCUAGACCAGAAAAAUGCCUAUGAGUAUUUGAAAGGAAUGAUAACCUGUCACAGAACGCACCUAUUUGAUGUGUACUGUGCUGUGGGGCUUGGUUGGGUUGGGCUAGACUUUCGGGGUUUGCUUCCUCCACUUUUUGAAGAGGCGGUUCUAAACUUAUUCUCCAAGAACAUGAGCACGGCAGUUGAGAAUUUUCAGUUAGUUUUGGAUUCACAUCGAUGGGUUCCAUUACCAUCUGUUGGCUUCCCUUCAAGUGGUAUUAAUGAAGAUAGCAAAGAUGAUGUCACACCUCCAUCAUUCUUAAUGGAGCACCCGCCUCUUGCAGUUUUCAUAAACGGUGUAUCAGCUGCUUUUAAUGAACUACGUCCUUGUGCCCCGCUAAGUCUGAAGAAUGUUAUUGCUCUUGAAUUGAUCAAAGGACUUCAGGCUGUCUCGGACUCCUUACUAAGAUACAACACAACUCGGAUGCUUCGACUCAACGAAUCCAAUCUCUUCCUCUCACUUUGCCGAACUUUUGUCGAGAUGGUUUUUCCACAUUGCGCCACAUGCUUCGGCCGGUGUUAUCCGGGUGGUGCCACUAUCGUUAUGGAUGCUAAGAACGUAUACGACGGUCUCGGUCGCAUCUUAGCAGCUUCGUCCUCUCCAGAACCAUCCAACAAAUUAGCAAAGACCAUCAGCACCGACGCAAAGAAUGCACCAGAAAACGGUGAUGUUACCUCCCAAGUCGAAGAAAAACAAGUCGAGAGUCCUCCGGACGAGAAAGAAGAGAACAGUUCCAUUCCUUUGCAGAUUCCUGAGACAACAACACCAACCGAGUCUUGA